CCUCUAGGGCUCACCUGCUCAUCCUCCAUGGCUUUUCACAAACUCCUGGAGGAAGUCGGAGGCCUGGGCCGAUUCCAGAUCCUUCAGACGCUUGUCCUUUGCGUCUCCUGCCUCUUGGUGUACCCUCUUCUUCUGUCGGAGAACUUCACCGCGUUUGUCCCCGGUCACCGCUGCUGGGUCCACAUCCUGGACAAUGACACGGUCUCUGCCAACGGCACUGGGACCCUCGGGCAAGACGCCCUCCUCAGAGUCUCCAUCCCACUGGACUCGGACCUGAGGCCGGAGAAGUGUCGCCGCUUCCUCCACCCCCAGUGGCAGCUCCUUCACCUGAAUGGGACCUUGUCCAACACGAGCGAGCUGGCCACGGAGCCCUGUGUGGAUGGCUGGGUGUACGACCGGAGCGCCUUCUCCUCCACCAUCGUGAUGCAGUGGGACCUGGUGUGUGACUCUGCGUCCCUCAACUCAGUGGCCAAGUUCUCGUUCAUGGUGGGAGCGCUGGUGGGAGGCAUCCUCUAUGGCCGUUUAUCAGACAGGUUUGGGAAGAGGUUGAUGUUCAGAUGGUGUCUCCUCCAGAUAGGCCUCACUAACACCUUUGCAGCCGUGGCUCCCAACUUCUUCAUUUAUUGUGCCUUACGCUUCCUGGCUGGGGUUCCUACCAUGAGUAUCCUGGCAAAUUGUUCUGCACUCAUUGUGGAAUGGACAGUGCCCCGAUUCCAAGCCAUGACAAUAAUAGUGUCCAUCUCUGUCAGUUGUCUAGGACAGAUGAUCUUGGGAGGCCUGGCUUUUGCCCUUCGAGACUGGCACACUCUUCAGCUAGUGCUCUCUGUACCAUUCUUUGUCUUCUUUGUGAUAUCAAGAUGGUUGGUGGAGUCUGCUCGGUGGCUGAUUAUCACCAACAAACCCGAGGAGGGCUUAAAGGAGCUCAGAAAAGCUGCAUACAUGAAUGGAAGAAAGGAUGUUGGAGACGCCCUCACCAUGGAGGUUUUGAGAGCCACCAUGCAGGACGAGCUGGAGGCGGCCAAGACCAAACCGCUGGUGUUGGACUUGUUCCGCUCGCCCAACUUGCGUAAAAGGAUGUGUCUCCUGUGCUGCACGAGGUUUGCAAUCUUCUUACCCUUGUAUGGCCUGGUUCUCCACCUCCAGCACCUGGGGAGCAAUGUUUUCCUGUUCCAGGUUCUCUUCGGGGCAGUCUCCCUCCCAGCCAAUUACAUUGCAUUUCUGGCGCUGAAUCGCCUGGGCCGGCGAGGAAGUGAGGCGCUUUUCCUGCUCCUGCUGGGGAGCUCCGUUCUGGCCGUCACGUUUGUGCCUCGAGAAAUGCAGACCGUGCGUCUGGUUUUGGCAACUUUGGGAACAGGAAUGUGUAUGGCUGCUGUCUCCAGUGCUGUGACCCACACGAUAGAAUUACUUCCCACCGUGAUCAGGGCAACAGCUUCAGGAAUCAUAGGGAUUGUCGGUAAUAUGGGGGCAGCCCUGGCUCCCCUCCUGAUGAUCCUGACCGUGCACUCUCCCCACCUGCCCUGGAUCCUCUAUGCAGUCGCCAGCUUCAUCCCUAGCCUUAUUGUCUUCCUCCUUCCUGAAACCAAGAAUCAGCCUCUGCCUGACUCCAUCCAGGAUGUGGAAAAGGAGAGAAAAGGCUCACGGAAAGGAAAACAGGAAGACACCCACGUGAAAGUGACCCAGUUUUAAGGAAUUCCAGCAAUGAAGUGCUAAUCAGAGGGCCAGACAGAGGGGAGGGGAAUGGGAUCAUCCUUUGAUAUAGGCAACUUUUGGGAAAGAAGUAAAUAAAAAGCUAUAAUGAAAAAGUGGAUUUCAUCUACCAUUGCAGUACAAAACAAGUAUAUAUAGAAUACCUAUGAUUAAUCAUCAUAAGAAGUUCUCAGAGCCCUGGCCAAUGUGGCUCAGUUGGUCAGAGUGUCAUCCU
Phyllostomus discolor (pale spear-nosed bat) is the source of this 1921-nucleotide messenger RNA. It is a transcript of the gene SLC22A9, whose product is annotated as solute carrier family 22 member 9. Gene Ontology annotation, molecular function: transmembrane transporter activity. The transcript is spliced from 10 exons. The record is from RefSeq and is a predicted model, not a curated record. NCBI's taxonomy places the organism in Eukaryota, Metazoa, Chordata, Mammalia, Chiroptera, Phyllostomidae. Gene Ontology annotation, biological process: transmembrane transport. Bases 28 to 1686 code for a protein of 552 amino acids.